CUCAGAAAACCAAAACUCGACUCUUGAGAUAUUCUAAGCCUUAUAAACAAAAUGGGCCUGGACUCACAUACCAAGGGUCAUGGUCACAAUUCAUCUGAAGAUAGUCUAAGCAUAUAUAGUCCAAUUCGUCAUGACCAGGAUUCUGGCAUUCAUCCCCAGACACGCGACUCGGUAACUUCCAGAACUUCCAUGGUACCCUGUACUACCAGAUCCUUUGAAGCCGAAACAAACGAGCCCCACGUUAUUCUGGCAGGGAUCGAGACCUCCUGUUCUUUUGAGCUUUUCAAAGCCCCGUCUGCUAGAAGCAAUAUAUUUAGCCACGAAGACAGCAUGAUCUUGAAAUAUCUCAUCACACUCCACCGUAGCCUGGAGGACCCAGCUCUAUACUUCAAAUGGGGCGUCUGGAGAAAUGGGGGCCCUGACGAGGGCCUCCGGCUCGAGGAUAUUCUAGAAACAGAAGUCCAGCUAGUCACGUGGAACAAGCAGAUCAAAAAGGACUGCUCGGGAGAGGCAGCCUACCUCCGCUUGGGUCUUCAUCCUGACCGCAUAUGCGGUAAAGUUGCAUUUCAAAUCAGCCUGCGAGAUGCAAGGAAUUUCUUUCAGGAAGUCGCCUCUGUGGUGCUUCGCGAGCUGCUUUCCUUGCCCAUGGCUAUCUACAGUACGUAUGCUUUUGCAGCGGUGUAUUUUAGAUGACGGUCACUAACGUAGGUUCUGAAAGAACGUAGGUUCUGAAAGAACGUGGCAUUUGUGACAAAAAGGUUUCAUAUUGGGGAAAAGACUCAUUAGAAUCCAUGUUUUGGUGACGCGUCUACGAUUUUCGAAUGGAACCAGAAUCUGGCCCCAAUAUACAAAAUUACUGACAAAGCAGUUCCUGUGAUUGGUGUUGAUCUCAAUGAGCGGC
Messenger RNA from Metschnikowia bicuspidata var. bicuspidata NRRL YB-4993, 901 nucleotides. RefSeq lists its product as uncharacterized. Bases 52 to 693 code for a protein of 213 amino acids. The transcript has a single exon. The record is from RefSeq and is a predicted model, not a curated record. NCBI's taxonomy places the organism in Eukaryota, Fungi, Ascomycota, Pichiomycetes, Serinales, Metschnikowiaceae.